This is a messenger RNA of Ramularia collo-cygni, 1116 nucleotides long. RefSeq lists its product as uncharacterized. Bases 1 to 1116 code for a protein of 371 amino acids. The transcript has a single exon. NCBI's taxonomy places the organism in Eukaryota, Fungi, Ascomycota, Dothideomycetes, Mycosphaerellales, Mycosphaerellaceae. The record is from RefSeq and is a predicted model, not a curated record.
AUGGAGGAGCACCACAAACCCCACCCCUCCGCCGUCUUCGAAGGCUACUACUCAAAAUUCAACCUCCCCUCGGGAGCACACCUAGCCCUCGUAGCCUGCAGCAUCCCAAACGCCCCCMAAAAACCCCACAUGCUCUCCAUCACCUACGUCCCCGCGACCAUAACCUCCACAACACCAAUCUUCCAACGAGAAAUCUGGCCCAAAGAAAUCUCCAUGCAUCCCAACCCGAACAACACAGGUUUCCACAUCCUAAUCCCAGGAAUAGGCUCCAUAAUCUACUCCCCAAACAACACAACCACCUACGAAAUCUCCCAUCCAGAAUUCUCCUUUUCAGCAACCACCACGACUCGCACCCCUUGGUCCCACACGUCUGCAAAUAGCACCCCGGAAAAUCUCCUCGUACAUCUCCCCCUCCCGCUCCACUGGCACGUCCACUCCCYCUCUUCGAAAUGUACUUUUACCCUCUCCAUCCCCUCCCUCCUCCUGUCCUCCUUUCCUUUAGAAGAUGAAUCCGGCACAGCAACCCUCCACGACGAGAAAAACUGGGCAAAUUCCUUUCCCUCAGCACACAUCUGGCUCCAAGCCCGCGAUGAAAAUCACCCGAAUAGAGGAUUCUGCUGUGCGGGAGGUAAAAUUCUAGGGAUGGAAGCCUUUUUACUCGGCUACCGCAGUAGUGACAACAACAACAACAACAACCAUAACAACAACAACAAAAAGGAAAAGAACUUCUCCCUAGAUUUCCGCCCCCCCUUCGCCCUACGAAUAGCAAACUGGAGUCCCUUCCUCUCCUACACAACCGACUGGAAAACCCGAACAUUCACCCUCCGCGUGCAAAAUUUCCGCCAAAAAUUACUCGUAAAAGCUCAAGCGCCUGUGGGAAGUUUCUUCUCUUUGAGUUCGCCAUUUGAAGGGGGACAUUUGGAGAAUUUUCUCGGACAGAGUUUUGCUGCUAGGAUUUCCGUGGAAGUUUUUGAACGGAGUAGUAGUAGUUGGUGGGGGUUGUUUUUAUUUGGGGGGCAGUGGAGGAGUGUGAGGAGGGAUGUUUUUCAGGAGGGGAGUUUGGAGUUUGGUGGGGGGUUUUAUCCGCCUGCUGGUAGUGAGGGGAGGUUUCAUUGA